GUCAUCAGCGGGUCUGUCCAUUGUUGGGGGAACAGAAAGCGAGUUGAGGUUGAUAUACGGGGGCCGAAGACCAGUUGCGCAUAUCAUCAGCAGACCAGCUGCAGUGAAGGCAGCAGCAGUAGCCUACAAGUCCUGAACGCAUCCUUCCAGACAUGGGUUGCUAUGACUGCUGUAUGCGCUGUUUGGGUGGGGUGCCAUACUGCUCCCUGGUCGCCACACUGCUGUGUUUCUCUGGCAUCGCCCUCUUCUGCGGUUGUGGGCACCAGGCACUCACAGAGACAGAAAGACUCAUCGAGAAUUACUUUGCCCGUAACCUUCAGGACUACAUCACCCUGGCCUACAUCAUUCAGUAUUUCCAGUAUGUCAUCUACGGUUUGGCCUCCUUUUUCUUCCUCUACUGCAUCGUGCUGUUGGCUGAGGGCUUCUACACCACAAGCGCUGCCAAGCAAACCUUUGGAGAGUUCAGGAGCACCAUGUGUGGCCGCUGCCUCAGCUCCUCGUUUAUAGUGAUGACAUACGUACUAGCUGUGCUGUGGCUGUUGGUGUUUGCCUUCUCGGCCCUGCCUGUUUACUUCUUCUACAACAUGGAUGCAACUUGCCACACCAUCGAUGUUCUGACUGAGACCCCAGCAAGCAUCAACCAGCUCUGUGUCGACGCAAGGCAAUAUGGGCUCCUACCAUGGAAUGCAGUGCCAGGAAAAGCUUGUGGUGUGACUCUGUCCACUGUUUGCAAGACCAGAGAGUACCGAAUGACCUAUGACCUCUACAUUGCUGCCUUCGCCGGUGCGGGCAUCACUCUCUUGGCUCUGAUGUUGUGGAUUUUUCCUCUUUUUGCUUCUGUUCUGACGCUUCCUGUCUCUGCUUAUCCUUCCACAGCUGACCUAUACUGUGUCCACCACUUAUAACUUUGCGGUUCUUCGGUAUCUGGGGAGAAAGGGCAUGGGUGCACGGUGUUAGGCUCACCAGCUUCCUGUCUGCUAAAUCACUACUUCACCACCAACACGGGGAUCUAAAAGGGAUGGCAACAAUUCUCUCCUUCCACAUCAUCUGCACAAAACCAGCUGUGGUCACGGACUCUUAAAAUGUUGUCUUUUAUAUUUUUAUUUUUCAUGUUGAGAAGAAUGUUAUUUUUAGUCUUUCAUUUUCUUUUUUUGUGUGUGAGGAUUGUCUACUGCUUUCACAUGCAGUCUUAUAUCACUAUUUCCAAGGCCAUGCCACCAAAAAUUUGUAAACGAUUGCUUUUUUUUUUCAUGCCAAGUUUAGUGCGCUCAAAAUCCAGAUAACACAUCACUAAUGAAUUAACAUAUGUAAGGAAUAACCACCAAUUUGCAACACAUGUGCUGCUAGAAUGCAGCUGUUGCAGAGAAUAGGGAUUAUACGUUACCAUGGCUACCAUCCUUCACAUCUGGUUGCCAUGGUGGCAGACAGGCACGCAUUUGCAGUCUCACGCUGACCUCAGGACUUUUCUCACGGGCUGGAGAAAAGCCUCAACAAUGGAGUCAUGCCUGUUUUAGAAGCUAGCCAAUAAGGAGCCAGUUGUGGGGGCCACCUGCGCUCCGAGUCUCUGCCAAGGGUUAUAUUACAUGUCAAGGGAGAGGGUCCUUGGGACAAAAGGAGGGUUAGACCUCUCCGAAGCCUCAAUGCAGCUCUUCACACACACAACCCCAUCCACAUGCUGCUGCGUGACCCCCACCUCCCUCCGAAUAAUUGAAGUGAUGGACUCAGAGUGAAGGAAUUUUAGAUGAUUUUGAAUAGUUUCUUUCUGAUAAAGGGACAUACUUGUUUAGUUCUGAUCUAGAAAGGUCUGAAAUUGUUUCUCAUAAUUUUGAGAUGGCAAAAGCACUAGGUGCUAACUUAUCGAGUGACCUCAUUAUUAUUAUUAUUAUUAGACCUAAAACACAUUGUUGAGGUGUGACUCCCCUGCUGCUGUUAAUGCAUGACUGAGGUACUUGUACAUACAGAGAUAGGACAGCUUUGUUUUGUCUCUAAUUCUUUAGGGAUUUUGUUGUAGUUAUUGUAUAACACGUAUUUUUACUUACUGUAGAUGUUUUUUACUACUACUUUUACACUUUGGGUAUUACUAACAAAACCGUGUGCAGCAUAAUGCGUAGAUUAUUCCAUUUGGUGUAAGCUUUACCCAGCUGUGAGUGGUGGAUUUGUCAAAUGGCAGCUGGCUGUUUGAUGAUUAUUUUUUUUGUUGGUAAAAAUUUGAUAAUAAAAAGAAUAUUCUUUGAAGUAUU
This is a messenger RNA of Centropristis striata (black sea bass), 2240 nucleotides long. It is a transcript of the gene plp1a, whose product is annotated as proteolipid protein 1a. Lineage: Eukaryota; Metazoa; Chordata; Actinopteri; Perciformes; Serranidae. The transcript is spliced from 7 exons. Gene Ontology annotation, biological process: axon development; central nervous system myelination. Gene Ontology annotation, molecular function: structural constituent of myelin sheath. The record is from RefSeq and is a predicted model, not a curated record. The coding region runs from base 153 to 905 and encodes 250 amino acids. Gene Ontology annotation, cellular component: plasma membrane; myelin sheath.